Eupeodes corollae is the source of this 4428-nucleotide messenger RNA. RefSeq names its product adenylyl cyclase X E (gene ACXD). NCBI's taxonomy places the organism in Eukaryota, Metazoa, Arthropoda, Insecta, Diptera, Syrphidae. The record is from RefSeq and is a predicted model, not a curated record. Bases 868 to 4362 code for a protein of 1164 amino acids. Gene Ontology annotation, molecular function: adenylate cyclase activity. The transcript is spliced from 24 exons. Gene Ontology annotation, biological process: cAMP biosynthetic process; adenylate cyclase-activating G protein-coupled receptor signaling pathway; intracellular signal transduction.
AAAGUUCAGUUGGCUACGGGACUUUAACGGAUAACGUUCAAUUGGAUUUUUUAAAUUUUUAAUUAAGUUUAAAGGAAAUCAUAUCGAUCAAAAAGUUAAUCGUUAUCUCCAUUUCCCGUCUGUAUCUAUUCUAAAGUAUUAAUGCUUUUUCUAUUUUAUCUGAUGGCGAGUUUGAAUUUUUGGCAACAGAAAUAAUAAAAUCGGAACUAAAUUAGUUUUUAAAAGUUUACUUUUCACUUUUGAUAAAGUGACCUAAUUCUAUACAACAUGCUUAAAGUUAUUUGUUAAAAGAAUAGAAAAGUUUGUUAUCUGUUGGUUUUAUCAGUGAUCGGUUGUCCAAUUGGUGGAAUUAUUUGCCAAUGCUAAUUUAUUGUUCAAAUUUAUAGCAAUAACAUUGUGUUUUGUUGUUGUUGUUUUUGUUAUUUUGAUAGAGACGUUGUGAUAAUUAUUAUGGUUUAUCGUGUCACAGUGCUCUCUCAGGUGCUAAACUGAUAAGCAAUCGAUUGCUAUUGAGUAUCUUUCUAUAAGUGAUAGUGAAUGCAAAGCUUCUGAGAAAGCCAUUAAGUCAAAAUAAAGUGCUUCCCAUAAAUAAUAAUAGAUAAAUUAUAGGCACCUUCAUUAUAAAGUUAUAAAUUCUUCAAAUAAUAUAAAAAGUGAAUUUUUCUUGUUUUAAAAAUUGUGUGUUCAAAACAAAAGUGAAGAAGAAUAUCAACAGUAUAUUUAUAGUGGGGAUUCAAUAAAAUUAUUAUCAAUGCUGAUGGCGCUGACGCUGGUUUUUUAGUUAAGAUAAAAACAAAAUAAUAGUCAACAUGAUAAAUCCAAAUUGAUUGAGUCGCGGCACAAUAUAAAUAAUAAAUCAUUGGAAAUAUGAACACAAUUUUGCAACGAAAUUCCGAACAAUUACGCAGAAAACCUACACACGAGCCAACAGCAAAUCUCUACUACGAAAGAAAAUGGGAGUGGGGAUUCUUGCGGAAACAAUGCCGGAAUCUAGAAAUGGAACAGUUCUAUUCGACUUAUAUGCAACGUUUACGAAUAAGCUAUCUCUCUCUGUUCAUACUUCUACAAGCUCUUGUUGGAAUUACUCACGUUGUGAUGUUGAUGGCAGCAGUUUCGGACCUGAGUGCAGUUUUUGUGGAAAUAUUUUCAUAUCUCGCAUCAAUUCUUCUUGUCUGGAUGGUACUCUUUAUAACCUUUCGGGAAGAUCUAAUCAAAAGGGAACCUUGGAUUGCCUAUGUUGCAUCAUGUACCGCUGUCUUCAUUUUAGUUGUAUCAGAUCUCCUGAUUCCAACCUACCAUGCUGUAGUUGAUUUUCCAAUACCACCACUGCGUCCAUCUUAUGGCAGUUACAUCUUGUACGCGAUUUAUAUGUUCAUUCCUCUAAGUGACAACUGGCAUGCAUGUAUCCUAGGUAUAGCCGCCACCCUUUGCUACAUGGUCAAUUUCGCAAUGGUUACUUAUAGACUAGAUGACCACAUUUUGAUAAAAACUGUUUCGGAAGCAAUUUUUUUGGGCUGUGUAAAUGUAUUGGGAAUAUAUUUUCGAUUUAUGAAAGAAAUUGCCAUCAGGACAACGUUUCUUGAUCGUAGAGAGUGUAUCGAAGAGAAUUUAUUAUUGCGAUAUGCAAGGGAUCAAGAGAAAAGCCUAUUUCUUAGUAUUAUUCCUGCCCAAACAGCUGACAAAAUUGAACGUGAAGUACGAGACCGUAUCGAUCAUAUGAAAGCCGAAAAUAGACAUAGGAGAUCAUCUUUAGACAGAGGAAAUUCACAUCAACAGUCUAUAAAGCGCUGGAGACGUCCUGACACUGGUAAAUUGUUCAUUGAAUCCCAUUCUGAAGUAUCCGUUCUAUAUGCGGAUAUAGUAAACUACACACAUUUGACAACUACACUCGAUGUCAAAACUCUAGUCGAAACAAUUCAUGAUCUUUUCGUGAAAUUCGAUCAGGCUUCAGAGGAAUACAAUGUGCUUCGGAUUAAGUUCUUAGGUGAUUGUUACUAUUGUGUCUCCGGUGUACCAGUUAAAAACGACCAUCAUGCCAAAAGUUGUGUUGACCUUGGACUUCGCAUGAUUAAGGAUAUUCGUGAAGUAAGAACAAAGCGUAAGUUGGAUAUUGAUAUGCGAAUUGGUGUACAUUCGGGUAGUAUACUUUCGGGUGUAAUCGGCGUAUGUAAAUGGCAAUAUGACAUUUGGUCUAAAGAUGUUGACAUUGCAAACCGGUUGGAAUCAACCGGGGCAGCUGGACGAGUUCAUGUAAGUCAACAAACUCUGGAACUUCUUGAUGGCGAGUACAUGUAUGAGGAGGGUACUCAAAUGGCGAAGGAGGAUGAGGUUUUGAACAAAUAUCAAAUUCGAACGUAUCUCAUCAAGCCUCAAAGAUUUUACCAGACCGGAGAAUAUAGAAGACAGUCUUUAGGAGCCCGUAGAAUGAUCGAAUCAAACAGGGGUCCCAAAGUAGACACAUCGAUAAAUUUUAUGCAAAACACAAUUGAACAAUACAAUCAAAUUCGUAUCCAAGCUAAGCUAGAAAUGAGUAGAGAAUUAGAUAAAAUGCCAAUUGGAAAAUUUCAUGCUUCAAAAAUAUGUUUUGGACCGCCAAAGAGACUAACACAAGAUGAAAUGGAAGAACAAACUUUUAGGAGUAAUGUUACGACGUUUUGUUUAUUUUUUAAAGAUUAUCGAUGGGAAUUUAUGUAUAUGAUUGAACCGGAUGUUAUGUUGAAGUAUAGUAUACUUAUUGGAUUUAUAACAUAUUUUGGAAUUCUUUCGGUUCAAGCUAUAAAUAAGCCGCAAAGUCAUAUGUUUUGGGUUGUAAAUGCAUUAGCUGGAGUUCUAUUGACAUUAUUUCUCCUUAUAACCUGGUAUAAGAAACUAUGGAUUAUGUUUAAUCCAUCGGACGAAGACGAUUCUGAUCAUCAAAAUCGUGGUAAACCUCACAACAAGAUCUCCCUAUAUUUUUACAACUUAUCGGAUAUAUGGAUGCGAAGUAUAUUUGCAAGAUGUUUUAUUUAUUUGACAAUGGUAACAACACUUUGUGCGAGUUCUAUGCUUCAGUUGAUGGACUGUCGGCAAUUCGAAGAAAUAUCACAAAACGCCAAUAGCACUUUAUUGUCAAGAGGACGACACAAUUUAUGUUUCAAUCCAUGGGCUAUAACUGAGAGUUUAGUUUUAACAAUCUGCAUGAACUUCCUAUUCACAAGAAUUCCAUUUGUAAUGAAAUUUACUGUUGGUGUAGUUAUUGUCCUGGUUUAUUCGUAUUUUGUAUCUGUUAAAUAUGCAUAUAUUUAUCAUACAAGUCCAUCAACUAAUUUAGGUUUAAAUCCAGAAUAUUCACAUUUAUUAGUAAUUUUUAUUUCAUUUGGAAUUUUCCAUCUUAUGGACCGACAAACAGAGUAUAUUUCCAAGGUUGACUAUAAUUGGAAACGUCAAUUGCAGAAGAAGCAAGAAGAUGCUUAUGUUACAAAUGAAACAAUUAAAAUUUUGGUUCAUAAUAUUUUACCGGCUCAUGUGGCUGAUAUUUACAUGUCGAGAAAGAUGAAGAACGAGCAUUACUUUGAGGAAUAUGACAAUGUUGCUGUAAUGUUUGCCACAAUUCGAAAUUAUGACACGGAAAAAGUUGGUUUAAGAGUCUUAAAUGAAAUAAUUUGUGACUUUGACGAAAAACUCCUUCAAUACCAAGGACAAUUGAAAAUAGAAAAAAUCAAAGUAGCUGGAUGGUGUUAUAUGGCCGCCUGUGGUUUGGAUACAAAUCGAUGUGAAUCAACAACAGUCCGAGCAAGUCAUAGAUCCUCUGGACUUAUGCCAAAUGGACGUCGAAGUUAUAAUACGACACUUCGUUGUUCCACAAAUAUGGAUCCAAGUGGUUGCAAUGUUUCAAAUGACCCUACAACAUCAGCUGCACAAAUCAAAGCCAGACAAAGAAAAAUAAGUAGUCGACAGUCAAAUAACGUGGUUUUUGUUAUGGCUCAAUUCGCUUUGGAUCUCAUGAAAACUCUUCAUAGCUUCAAUGUGGAAAAUCUACAAUGUGAAAGUAAUCAAUCUGAUGCUGGAAUGUUACGCAUAGGUAUUUCGAAUGGUGAAAUAAUGGCUGGAGUUGUGGGUUCCUGUAAGCCUCAUUAUGACAUUUGGGGCAAUGCAGUCAAUAUGGCAUCCAGGAUGGACUCAACUGGUGUUCCAGGAUGUAUUCAGGUAACCGAAGAUACAGCAGAAAUAUUGAUGUCAUUUGAUAUACAGUGUAAAUUCAGAGGAAUGACAUUUGUAAAAGGACGUGGAAAUAUACCAACCUAUUUUGUUGGAAUUGAUGAAAAUUUAAAUUUUAUAAAACAAAAUCGGCCGCUCGUAAAUAAUUUAGAAAUUGAUUGUUAACAAAAUUAAAGAUAAAGUGAUAUGAAUAUAAAUUUACCAUCAAAGAAGCAAAACAAAUGUCAACUU